This is a messenger RNA of Fopius arisanus, 818 nucleotides long. RefSeq lists its product as uncharacterized. The record is from RefSeq and is a predicted model, not a curated record. Lineage: Eukaryota; Metazoa; Arthropoda; Insecta; Hymenoptera; Braconidae. The transcript is spliced from 3 exons. Bases 60 to 818 code for a protein of 252 amino acids.
UGAAUUUUCUUUUUCUCCUACAACAAAAUAUAUUGCGCAGUCUCACUUAUCCGCGAACGAUGGACGCGAGCUUAGCGGCUGAAUUGGAAAGAGUGAAAUCUCUGCUCGAUCGGGCGGUUUGGCCUUUGUCUAUCACAGGAAUUUGGCCGAAGAACGUGACAACGUAUACUCGAAGAAAAUCAUCGUUCAUCCUGACGUACUUCAUGUUUCAUCUCUUUUUGGAAUUAUUAGAUCUGGUGAGUGUCUGCGGUAAUGUUGAAUUGAUGGUGUUGAAUCUGGUGGAGACAGGGUUCCUGACGAUGGCCAUGUACAGACUGCUCAUCAUUAGAUUCCACAAAACUCUCCCUAAACUCAUUGAUUCAAGGGAGAAAUAUAUGGUCGUUGAGAAUUUCAACAAUUCCGAGGAGUUGAAGAUUUAUCUGGGGCAUGCGUCAGUUGUCGAGAAGUUCUAUCGCUGGUGGAAUGUUUAUGCCACUGGUACUGCUUUUAUGUAUUACAUAAUGCCGUUGCCCACGUAUCUCGUAAAAAGAAUGGUGAAUGAUGAAACGGCAAUCCUAAUAAAUCCUUACAGAAUUUAUCAUUUCAUCAAUUUAUCUUCAAUCCCAAGAACUGCUUUUCUUUACGUCUAUCAAUUUCCAAUUAUAUUAAUGGUUGCCAGCUAUUUUACAAGCGCUGUGAUUUCGCUCGCAUUUGUCACAAAUUUCUGUGGUCAAAUUGCCGUUCUCGCUAGAAGAAUUAUGACAAUGACGGAUGACAAUACCGAUCCCCGCCAUAUUUUUCACCGACACACCAAGCAACACAUUAAAAUUCUCAUGUGA